AGAAGUAGUCCACCUCAUAUCCAACCAUUUUUCACCAUUAACCGUAAAAUAAGAAAAAGAAAAAGAAAGAAAAAAGUCAUCAGAACGUCCCAUCACUCACUCAAUUUUACAUUUUUGGGACAACCCAUUUUGGAGAUAUGAAGAAUUACCACAGCUCUAUAAUAAAUCUUAAGAAAGAAGUAAAAGAAACAGAUUGCUACUGUGGCUAAUAUAUAAGGCUGGAGGUGCUUGGAGACUUUUGGGUCUUUGAAGAUUUAUUUAGCAAAUCAAAAGCUUUAAUCUUAGAGGUUGAAAGUUGCGUGACAAGUCAGUAGCUAGAAGAGUUGGAUUAUUUGGAUUGUAGAAGACAAUAUCACAAUAUAUAUUUCUGCAAGUUGGUAUCUUUGUGGAUGGAAAAUUUUCCUGGUUUUCACUGGCAAUUUGAUACCAAUUUCUGUGGUGCUUCCAAUGUUGUGAUUCUAAUUGAUGUUAGAGGGUUUCAGUGAGAUUAAGCUCCUCAAUCAUGAAGGGUCCAUGUGAAAAACCAGAAAAUGGUAAAGUGGCAGGUCACAACCUUCAUCUUAUUAGGGACUCGCCAUUCCAACCAUGUUCCAGAUUAUCAUCACUCUGGUUUGAUUUGAGAGUCUUCUAUGUUAGAGUCAGCAAUUUUCAAGUUGAUGAUUCGACUCCAGAGUUUCUAACUCUCAAUCAUAUCCCUCUAGACCCCGACACCCUUUUGGAAGUUAAUGGCACUAGAAGCGGCAUAUACUCUGAUGGGGUCUCUUUACUCCUUAGAAGGGAUCGGGUAGAUAAGAAAUCAGAAGAAGCUACCUUUGUGAGUACAGAUAGUAUUCGGUUGAUGGGAAGUGUGAAAUUUGAGGUGUUUGAUAAAAAGGAUCUCAUUCUCUCUGGAGUAUUGGAAAUGUCUAGUAAUAAUGGCUUCAUUGGGGAAGCAAAAAAUUAUGUGAAACGAUGGAGCAUUAAUUGUGAAUCAGAAAUCACAUCUGGCAGUGGUUUCCUGAAGGGAAAGCACAUAUUUUGUCCGGAAUUAUCACCACCAACCAUUGAGGUUUAUGUUGCGGGUUGCUUCUCUGGAACACCAAUCAUCUUGACUAAAACAUUGCAACUUAAUUACCGGAAGAAGCAUAAUAGGAAGGGCAUGUUAGAUACAAUCCCAGAAUAUGAGAGCACUGAAUGCGAGAAAGAUAAGUCACCUGGACUUAAUUUGCAGGUGGCAGAAUACGGAAACUACAAACAAGAAAAUGAUGAAGACUACAGCAAUAUGUACUGGAGGAGGACAGAGUACAUAGAUGGUGAAGAUGGUGAACUCUCAUGGUUCAAUGCAGGUGUAAGGGUUGGUGUAGGGAUUGGUCUUAGCGUUUGUCUUGGCAUUGGUAUCGGAGUUGGCUUACUGGUUCGAACUUACCAAGCAACCACUAGAAACUUCAAAAGGCGGCUUAUCUGAUUCCUUUCAUCUGAAUUGCCAUUACUAUCUGCUCCCUUGAGAUCCAAAGGCAUCUAACAUCAUCUUGUUUACAAUGUUGCAUCAUUGACUGCAGAUUUUGAUUGAGUAGUUCCCCUUCAGUUAAUAUUCUCUUUUUUCCUGUAUUUUGCCUUGCUUUGUGAUUAGUUUGUUAGAUAAAUAGUUUAUUGUUGGGAAAUUAAAUGUUUCUGAGGCUAUACAUGUCGAAGUCUGUAUGACUUGUAUUUCCCUG
Durio zibethinus is the source of this 1694-nucleotide messenger RNA. RefSeq lists its product as uncharacterized. The record is from RefSeq and is a predicted model, not a curated record. Lineage: Eukaryota; Viridiplantae; Streptophyta; Magnoliopsida; Malvales; Malvaceae. Gene Ontology annotation, molecular function: phosphoglycerate dehydrogenase activity.